Caenorhabditis angaria is the source of this 1609-nucleotide messenger RNA. Lineage: Eukaryota; Metazoa; Nematoda; Chromadorea; Rhabditida; Rhabditidae. The record is from the annotation of a GenBank genome assembly.
AUGUCAAGUUCAAGCGACUCCCAAUGCGCCAAUUUGGAUCGAAUAAAUCAACUUUCUAGUCCGAUAUUUCAAGCGUCCUGUAUAUUUGCGGCAAUUUCUUGCGUCUUCACAUUUAUUGUCUCGUUCUAUGCGAUGAAGCAUAUAAUUCACAAAUCAAUUUUUCAUAGCUCUACGAAAAUUUUAUUGAUUUCUAAUAUUUUAUACGCAUUGGGUCAUCAGUUUUCAUGGCUACAAGUUUCUGUAAGUAAAGGAAAUCCCAAUAAAAUUUUUAAGAAUUUUUCUAGACUUCCUUCAUCUACCGCGCAAUUUUCAAAAUCAACAAACCCUGUGAGCUCAUGUAUUCUCCAAGUGAUUGUUCACCCUACUCAUUUAUUCUGAUGACUUCGAUCAGCGGCAUGGUUUUUGUGCAAACUGGUUUGAUGAUUGAGAGAGCUUGCGCAACCUUUCUCCCGAAUUAUUCGAGAAUCCCCAAGAAGCUUCCAGGGUUAAUCAUUGGUUUGAUUGUGGUAUGUGAAUCCCCGGCUUCAUAUAGAAUUCAUUUCUCCUUUCAGGCAGCUCUUAGCCUCUCCUCCUACUCAUUUGUAACCUGGCAUGAAACCGAGGAUGAUGUACGUUUCAGUUGCGGAUAUUACCCAGCCAAAAGUCGGGAGAGAGCGAACCUAAUGUUAUCGAUCUUCGGAUUUCUGACCCUUUUCAAUCUCAUCACAACACUCGCAAUUCUCCGCUACAAUUCAGCAUUCGAAUAUCAGAAUCGGUUUGAUUUGCUGUGUCGAUUUGAGGUGAAGGAGACAAUUGAUGCAACAAGGAUUAUCUGUGUUUUGACGCUCUCCGAAUUCUUCGCGCAUUUCGUAUAUUCUUUCGGGAUUUUGUUGGUUAGGCUAAAUCGGAAUGGAUUUGAGAAACAUAAUUAUACGAUUGUUCUUUCGUUGUUCUAUGUGAGUUUGAAGGGAAAAUUUCAAGUUACCAUAAAUCUUGGAUCUUCUAAUCUAGCUAAUUUUACCGAUUCUAAUUUAAAAAAUUCUAGUUCACUUUUAAAAAUUUUCCAAUUUGUAUCUUAUUUUAUGGGGUGAUUCAAGUCAAAAAAGAAUGAUUUUAAAAAAAAAUUUAAAACAUUUUUUUAAAUUAUUUUUUUCGACUUGAAUCACUCCAUAAUUCAAACAUUCUAGUUCAUUUCCAAAAAUUUUCAAAAUUUGUAUUUUAUCUAUUUAACAAUUGUUCGACGUUACUAUAAUAACCGCAAAAAAAUAUUUUUUGUUCAAAAUAUCCCUUUUUCGUCUCGCGUCUCUUCUGCACGCACACGCUAAUUUAUACUCUCUCGUUUUCUCUCUGUGGCAAAUUUUUCCCAGAUCAUUGAACUUCUGAAUUAAUUAUUUCUAGUUCGGAAAAUACUGAUCUGUUCUAAAACUGCCCCUCCCCCUUCAAGACCCCCAAAGCUCCCAAUCCCCAUUUCCAGACCCUUCCCUACGGCGCGUUGCUAGUCCCAGUUCUUCUCAUCAUCCGAAUCACCAAACUUCGCAAAGAUCGACAAUCGAAAAUUCAAAAGAUCACACGACAAACUCAAACAACUGAAGAGCACAUGCGAUUAAUCCAAAAAAUUUGGAAUCUUUGA